Messenger RNA from Haliotis rubra (blacklip abalone), 782 nucleotides. RefSeq names its product tetraspanin-4-like. The record is from RefSeq and is a predicted model, not a curated record. Gene Ontology annotation, cellular component: membrane. Lineage: Eukaryota; Metazoa; Mollusca; Gastropoda; Lepetellida; Haliotidae.
AUGUUUCUGUUAGACUACAGCUGCAUGAAGCGUAAAAAUGAAGAAUUAACUAUUAUUCUCACAUGGAUAUUGCUGAUGGGAUGUGGGGUGCUUGCCCUGGGAAUAUGGCUGCAGUUCAACCGUGGCCCGUUCGUGUCCAUGCUUCCUGCGUGUCACAGCUUCCUGAGUGCAUCUGCACUGUGCAUCACAGCCGCUAUCAUCCUGAUCGUGGGGUUCCUCGGGUGCUGUGGAGCCUUCCUUGAAAACCAGUGCAUGCUGAUCGGGUAUUUUGUGAUGGUGCUGCUCAUCUUUGCCCUGGAGAUCACAGCUGGAACCCUGGGAUUUGUCAAGAAGGCCGAGGUGCAGAUGAUGAUAAAGAAGGAGCUACUGGCCAGCAUCCGCCAUGACUACACCCCAGCCUUGCAGGACCCCAACACAGACGGCUGGAUGGAGAUCAUCGACUCCCUACAGACUGACCUACAGUGUUGCGGAGUGGACAACUUCACGGACUGGUACCACAUCAAGGCGUGGCCAGAGGCCAUGCGAGUACCAGACUCGUGCUGUCUACAUCCUGUAGAGUUCUGCGGGAAACUUGACAAGUCAUUCUGGUUUGAGAGGGGCUGUCUCGGAGAGAUCGAGUACUGGUUUGUACGAAACAUGUACAUACUGGGAGUGGUCGGAAUUACAGUGGGCGUCAUACAGAUUCUGGCAAUGGUUGCCGCUGUCGUUUUAUUCUGUUAUCUUCGAAGUAAGAAGUUUAUGCUGUAACCUCGGAGACUAUUUCAUAAAAAGUGCAUUUACCA